AAUUAUUGCGGCCAGUUCAAACAACCUCCUUCCACACAGCAGAAGAAGAAACGAAGCCAGGAGAGAUCUCAGAGCGAGAGAAGAAAACCCGAUCCCGAUACCGAGAUGUCGUCGUUCGAUACUUUCAGCAACGACGGUGAGAACGGCGGCUACAUGGCCUACGACUCACAGAGCUACGACUACUCCUCUACCUUCGUCGACGAUGCCCCCCCGCCGGCCGCCUUCCCCGGCGACGUCGGAGGCUUCGACGGCGGAGCCGUCGAGGACGACGUCCCCAUCCACCACGCCCACGGUGGCAGCAUGCCCAACUCCCCCGAGGGCUACGGCUUCCACGGAGAUCCGCAGCAGGGCUACGCCGCGGCGCCCUCUCCCUUCGGGAUGCCGGACUCCAAUGGGAAGGCGUACGGCGAUGAAGAAGAGAACGGCGAGAUCUUCGUCUCCGACGGGCCGGUUUUGCCGGACCCGGAGCACAUGCGGGAGGAGGGGUUCGCUCUGCGGGAGUGGCGACGCCAAAAUGCCAUCCUUCUUGAGGAGAAAGAGAGAAAGGAAAAGGAGCGGAGGAAUGAAAUAAUUGCUGAAGCAGAUGAAUACAAGCGAGCUUUCUAUGAGAAAAGGAAAUUGAACUGUGAAACAAACAAGACCCACAACAGAGAAAGAGAGAAGCUAUUUCUGGCCAACCAGGAGAAGUUCCAUGCUAAUGCAGAUAAACAGUACUGGCAAGCCAUUGCGGAACUCAUCCCUCAUGAGUUACCAAGCAUUGAGAAGAAGAGAGGGAAGAAAGAACAGGAGAAGAAGCCAUCCAUCAUGGUAAUUCAGGGACCAAAGCCUGGAAAACCAACUGAUCUUACAAGGAUGCGUCAGAUUUUGGUGAAGCUAAAGCAUAAUCCCCCACCCCACAUGAAACCUCCACCGCCACCUGCCCCGGCAGCAGACAAGGAUGCCAAAGAUGCUAAAGAUGGUGCUCCAGCCACUGGAAAGAAACCAGCAUCACCUGCCAAAGAAACCACAGCUAAUGGUACCACUGCCUCACCCAAGGGAGAGGCCCCUUCUGCAGCAGAAGGGAAAGAAGCCAAGGUGCCCGAGCCACCUACCACUGCUUGAUUGCUGAGAAUUGCAUUGGCGAACCCCUAUUUGUUAGUGACAUCGCACUCCGUUUGUUAUUGAGAAUAAAAGAUUUGCAUCAGUCUGGCAGCAGAAUAGAGCAUUUGUUUGAGUUGUUCGCUUUCCUUGACUGGAUUUGUGGAGAUUGUUUAUUAUGAUAGAAAGCUAUUCUUUUUGAGAUUUUUUUUUCCCUGUAGAAGAUUGGAUUCUAUACUUUUUUGUCUAUCUGAAAAUCUUGGCCUGAGGAACCACAUUUAGCCA
Molecule: messenger RNA, 1362 nt
Organism: Elaeis guineensis (African oil palm)
Lineage: Eukaryota; Viridiplantae; Streptophyta; Magnoliopsida; Arecales; Arecaceae
Product: clathrin light chain 2
Biological process (GO): intracellular protein transport; clathrin-dependent endocytosis
Cellular component (GO): clathrin coat of coated pit; plasma membrane; clathrin coat of trans-Golgi network vesicle
Molecular function (GO): clathrin heavy chain binding; structural molecule activity
Source: RefSeq, a predicted model, not a curated record